Messenger RNA from Lepus europaeus (European hare), 10926 nucleotides. RefSeq lists its product as uncharacterized. The transcript has 2 exons. Gene Ontology annotation, molecular function: zinc ion binding; aspartic-type endopeptidase activity; nucleic acid binding. Lineage: Eukaryota; Metazoa; Chordata; Mammalia; Lagomorpha; Leporidae. Gene Ontology annotation, biological process: virion assembly; proteolysis. The record is from RefSeq and is a predicted model, not a curated record.
GGCCGGGACCCCCGACCGGCGGGGCAGUGGCCGAGAUCCCCUGCCGGCGGGGCAGUGGCCGAGAGCUGGAUCGGAAGAGGAACUACUGGGAUGUGAACCGGUGCCCAUAUGGAUGCCUGCGCCGCAGCACCAGCCCCAAGGCUGAUUUUGAAAGUCUGAGAGAAGGGCUGGCGCUGUGGCAUAGUAGGUAAAGCUGCCAUCCGCAGUGCUGGCAUCUCAUUUGGGUGCUGAUUCUAGUCCGGGCCGCUCCACUUCCAGUCCAGCUCUCUGCUAUGACUUGGGAAGGCAGUGGAGGAUGGCCCAAGUGCUUGGGCCCCUGCACCCGCGUGGGGGACCUGGAGGAAGCCCCUGGCUCCUGGCUUCAGAUUGGUAUAGCUGCGACCAUUUGGGGAGUGAACCAGCAGAUGGAAGACCUCUCUCUGCCUCUAACUCUGCUUUUCAAAUAAGUAAAUCUUUUUAAAAAAGAGAAUUGCUUUGGGUUUUGGAGAUGGCUUUGUAAUUUUUAACUACAUGACCAUGCAAGUUAUUUAGACUUUGUAAACAUCAUUUAUGACUUUUAUAUUUUUUAAGGUUUAUUUAUUUAUUUGAAGGGAGAAAGAGAUCUUCCAUUCACUGGUUCACUCCUCAAAUGGCCACAGUGGCUAGAACUGGACCAGGCUGAAGCCUGGAGCCAGUAGUUUCAUCUGGGUCUCCUACAUGGGUGGCAAGGCCCAAGCACUUGGGCAUCCUCUGCUGCCUUCCUAGUUUGUCAGCAGGUAGCUGGAUCGGAAGUGGAGCAGCCGGGACAGGAACUGGUGCUCACAUGGGAUUCCAGUGACGCCGGUGGCAGCCUUACCCACUACACCACGAAGGCAUGUGGCCAUAUGACUUUAAAAUGAUUAUUGUUGUAUUUUCCUCAUGUAACUUUCUAUUAAGAUAAAAUGGAGUAAUGUGUAUAAGAUAACUACCACUUGUAAGUACCAAAAAAUUGUUAAUCCCCUCUUUCAAGACAGUAAGACUUAAAACUAUAACCAGCCUGUCACUUUUGCCAUUUGUGUGACUAACCGCAUUACAAUGAAUAUGUAUGACUGUCAGUUGCUAAUAGGCCCAAGUCAAGUUUGUUUUCUUAUACAGUCACAAUUUAUAUUUACUAGCUCCUUGUUUCCAUAUCUCACUUAAUUUUCAUGGUAUCUCCUGUAAAAAGAAAUGGACAUCACCUUUCUUUUACAGAUUUAAAAAACAAGACUCAUUGUGGUUAAUUUGUCCUAAAGCACCCACAGAGUUAGUGGAGUUAAAAAUCAGAGCUUAGGGACCAGAGCUUACGUAAGAUAGAGUCGAGAGCGACCCAAAACCCUCCAUUCUGGCUGCCAUUACUCUACACCUAGGAUGGUUUUCUGCGUGUCUUGGGAACCCAAGCAAUCUCUUCCUGGGGCCGGCGCUGUGGUGCAGCAGGUUAAAGCCCUGGCCUGAAGCGCCAGCAUCCCAUAUGGGCACCGGUUCUAGUCCUGGCUGCUCCUCUUCUGAUCCAGCUCUCUGCUGUGGCCUGGGAAAGCAGUAGAAGAUGGCCCAAGUCCUUGGGCCCCUGCACCCACGUGGGAGACCUGGAAGAAACUCCUGGCUCCUGGCUACGGAUCGGUGCAGCUCCAGCCAUUGUGGCCAGCUGGGGUGUGCACCAGCAGAUGGAAGUCCUCUCUCUCUGUCUCUACCUCUCUGUAACUGCCUUCAAAUAAAUAAAAUAAAUCUUUAAAAAAAAAAAACCCUCUUCCUGUGUCUCCCGCCUCCUGCUCAGGUGGUGCUUUACUGUGAACUGGCUGUGGUCCGGUGGCCCCUGUGUUCCUUCCUAAACAGAGGUAUCCUGUUCUGGUCACUGGUGUGACUAAAGUAUCCCGGAAACUGGGUACUGAAAAUUCAGUGAUAUGCCAAAUAGAGCAAAAAUAAAUAAAUCUCUGUUCUAAUGGAAUUUACAUACUGAAUGGGGAAGUUUGGGCAAUAAAUGAGUGAAUUUUUUUAGUUAAUGUUGGGAACAAAAAGUACUUUGGAAAACAGAACAGGGAAGAGGAGCCUGGAAUGCCAGGGCAUGGCAUUUGUUCUUCCCACAAUACACUAUCCAUGUGAGGAACUGAUAGGGUGAAGGGGGUGGGAAUGAGCCACUACAUAUGGGAAAGUGGGGAGGGAGUGUUUCAGGCAGAGAGAAGCCCAAACUUCCAAGGCAGGAAGGCGCUUGGUAUCUUUCAGGAGCAGUCAUGAAGCCAGUACACCUGGAGCAGAGCGAGCAGGGGGUGAGGGAUGAGAAAAGUAAUAAUGGACCAAUCCUGGGUGGCCUUUUUUCUUUUUUAAAAUUAUUAUAUGUCUUAAGGACUUUGGGCUUUUAUUGUGAGUGAAAUUCAAAGCCAUUUGGGGAUUCUAAGCAGAGGAAACACACAAUUUGACUUACGUUCUUGAAGGACCGUUCUGGCUUCGGAGUGAGAGCAGACCACACAGGAAAGCAAAGAUGGAAGCUGUUAGAAGCUAGGCGGGAGACGGUGUUGGCUGGGCAGAGCUAGUGCUGGUGGAGGUCAUGAGCAGUGACAGGAAAGCAAGAGUGGAAGCUGUUAGAAGCUAGGCGGGAGACAGUGUUGGCUGGGCAGAGCUAGUACUGGUGGAGGUCAUGAGCAGUGGUUGGGUUCUGCAUGUGAUGCUGAGGCUGGAGUCGGUAGGAUCUGCUGAUGUAUGGGUUGUGGUUUGUGAAACAGAGGUCAGGAAGUUGUCAGGGGCUUUGUCCUGCGUCAGCGGAAGGAUGAAGCUGAUUGGUUUCAUUUUCAUCAGCCUUUGAGCAUUGGAACCUCUGAACAUUGAAUUUGCAGGUUCCUACAAGUGUUGGGGCUUGCUGUUUAUGAGCCAGCUUUUCAUUAGCUAGAAUACCUGAGAAGAGCCAUGUAGGAAAGAAGGUUUACUUUGGCUUAUAGUUUGGGGGUUCAUAGUCCCAUUGAAACUUUUGUUUAUUAAUAUUUCUGAAAUUAAUAAGCUGUGUGGGCUCCUGCCACGUAUUCAGAGAAGAAUUCUGAAUACUGGCUCAAAUAGACCAGGCAGCAUGGUAAGUUUUAAGGUGUGAGAAAUACAUAGAAUGAGGGCUCUCUCUAAGGGAGAAAGAAAAGUCUAGAAAUUAAGUUGGGAUACAUACCAGGCAGAGAGUUUGAGCAGCCACAAGCAGCUUAUCCCGGGUAGCGAAGCAAAGGCAGAGAGCAGGUGGCCUGAAAGCCACAUGUCCUGAAGGCACGGGCAGCAAGGGCAACAAACAGCAAUAAUGGCAAAAAGGGGACAGGCCCACAAGUUCCAGGCCUUUUAUCCACUUCCAAAGGGGAGUGGUUACGUGGCCUGAUUGGCAGGUGGGGUCAGGUAGGGGCAUGAGAUCACACAUAGGGCAUGGUGAAGGCAUGGUCUUCCAGCUCACAAAUCUAAUCAGUUUUAUCCUAUCUGCCUGCCUAUCUCACCAUUGGUCUGGCGUCUGACAGGGAUGGUGGAUGGAAGAAUGUGUGCUGAGGGAGAAAGAGCUGGUGAGCCAGGAAGCAGAGAGAUGGGAAACAAAGUCACUUUGCUUCCAGAGAGCUACCUUCCAAGUGCUGGUGCCUGCCUGGUGACUGAAGCACCUCCCACUGGGCCCACCUGCCGGGUACCCCAGUUAAAUCAAGCCUCCACCCUUAACCCAACAAUCAUUAGCAUUAAUCCAUUAGCUCUUAGCAUAAGACUUAAGGGUUUAAACAUCUGCAUGAGUUUGGGGAGAUAAUCUUGUUUGAACCAUGAUGGGUUACACAGAGGCUGCAGAAGCACAGGCCUCCAAAGGGUGGGGGUGGUGGCCAUGAGAGCAUCAGGGGUCCAGGCCAGGCAGUCGAGGAAAGCAAGGGUAGAGAAAUUCAUUUUCCACAGUGUGAGUAACCUCAUGGAAGCACUCUGGAAAGGGUUUGUACAGAAGGUAGUGAAAAGACGAAGUUGAGACAAAAUGGAGGAACUGGGAUUAACAGGACUCAAGGCUAACCGCAUUUUUCUUGCUUCUGUAUGAGUUGGCUAAGCUUGCAAAAUAUGUGAUAUCUUUAGAGAACAGGGGAGAACGGAAUUUCCCCAACCCAUAUCCUGUUAUGACAUACCAAGGUCUUACUGCCACCCCCGCCCUGCUUGCUUAAGCUGAUAAGAAGAAACUGCCCGCGCUACCCCCAUCCCAAACCCUUACCCAGUAACCAUUAACAUAUCCAAUAGAACUUUAACACGACUAGAUAUGCUAAUGCUGUGGUUUUGAGCUUUAAAUAUCCAGUAAAGCUGAUGUUCGGGGCCGUUCUCUCUCUCUGCACCUCACUAGAGGGUGCUACUGAGACGGCCCAUUUGCAAAUGAAAUAAACUUUCCUCUUGCCUUUGCAUCGAUUGGAGUGGAGUCUGUGUUUCUGGGGUCCGGUUUGUGGGACGCCUGCUUAAGGAGUCUUACAUUUCUUGGGGGCUCGUCCAGGAUUUGAAACCCUAGAUCCACCCUCCAUCUCCCAAUCGGAGGUGAAGAGCCAGGUCUGCAAAGAAGGAAAAGAGGGGCACCCGGACCAGGUGCCCUAUAUCUUCGUGUGGGAGGACCUGGCGCAGAACCCCCCAAAAUGGGUGAAACCUUUCCUUUUCACUGGCAGAAUUCGGACAGAGUCGAGUCCCAAACCCGCCCAGCCUCCGUCCUCAAUACCCCUGUUGCCAACGCCGGCGGACCAGGAGAAACCUCCCUUAGCCAGCCCCACCUCGAAUCUUUACCCCUUGGAGGAGUUAGAUUCUUUUAAACCUAAGAAAACCCCUGUCCUUUCGGGUGGACAGGAGGAUCUUUUGCUUCUUGACACCCCACCGCCUUACGCACCCCUCCCGAGAGAACCCCUGGCACCCUCCCCAGAUUCCACGCAGAGAGAGGGAGAGGAAGAUCCCCCGGUUCGUUCGACACCCAUGAGUGCCAGGCUGCGUUUGCAUGGGGGGGGGGGGGGAGUGAGGAUGGCCAGUGGGAGGCUCAGGCUUUCCACUUCGCUCAGUGGGGGAUCAGAUGCAAUACUGGCCGUUCUCAGCCUCAGACUUGUACAAUUGGAAAACCCAUAACCCGCCUUUUUCCCAAGGCCCACAGGCUUUGACAGGAUUAAUUGAAUCUAUUCUUUUAACUCACCAACCAACUUGGGAUGACUGCCAGCAGCUUCUGCAGGCUCUCCUGACCACAGAGGAGAGACAACGAGUUCUCACGGAGGCUCGGAAAAAUGUUCCGGGGGACAACGGUCAACCCACCCAACUGCCAAACGAGAUUGACGCAGCAUUCCCGUUGACCAGACCAGAUUGGGAUUUCAGUACGGCAGCCGGUAGGGAACGACUUCGUCUCUAUCGCCAGAUUCUCCUGACAGGUCUCAGAGGGGCAGGGAGACGCCCCACCAAUUUGGCUAAGGUACGUGCCAUAACCCAGGGUAAUGAAGAAACCCCGGCGGGGUUUCUGGAGAGGUUAAUGGAGGGAUACCGGAUGUACACCCCGUUUGACCCCCAGGCCCCUGACCGACAGUCGGAUGUAAUAAUGUCUUUCAUCGGCCAAUCGGCCCCAGACAUCCGAACGUGGCUGCAAAGGCUGGAGGGCCUACAGGGCUAUACAUUACAGGACCUCCUGAAAGAAGCAGAGAGGAUUUUUAAUAAGAGAGAAACUAAGGAGGAAAAAGAGGAAAGAAUGCGUAAGGAACAGGAUCAGAGAGAUAAAAAGAAAAGUAAGGAAUUAGCUAAAAUCUUGGUCACCGCAGUAAGCAAAUCAAAUAGACAAGAUAGGUCAGGUUAUGGUAGAGGUCAGACAGGGAAAUACCCGGGAGACAAUAACAGACCACGGAUUGGACGAGACCAGUGUGUGUACUGCAAGGAGAAAGGACACUGGGCCAGGGACUGUCCAAACAAAAAUGCCACCAGAAGAAAGAAGGAGACAGACAUUCCAGUCCUUCACCUGUAAGAGGACGAUGACUAGGGGGGUCAGGGCCAGGAGCCUCCCCCUGAGCCCCGGGUAACCCUUAGAGUGGGAGGCAGGCCGGUCACGUUCCUGGUGGACACCGGAGCUCAGCACUCUGUCUUAAACAAAAAUAUUGGCCCCCUUAGCUCAAAAACCUCAUUUGUCCAGGGAGCGACUGGAGGAAAGAUGUACUGAUGGACCACAGAACGCCAGGUAGACCUAGCCACCGGCCGGGUCACCCACUCGUUUCUCCUAGUACCAGAUUGUCCAUACCCCUUACUAGGAAGAGACCUACUAUCCAAAGUGGGAGCCCAGAUCCACUUCCAGAAGGAGGGGGCCUCAGUAGCAGACCCUAGGGGACGUCCUCUACAAGUAUUGACUCUUCAAUUGGAAGAUGAACAUCGUCUAUACAACAGAAAGGGAAUAGAGGCCCCGCUAGCACCUGAGUGGCUAGAAAAAUUUCCGGGUUCCUGGGCAGAGACUGGAGGAAUAGGAUUAGCAACUCAGCAGCCACCCAUAAUAGUAAAUGUAAAGCCCACGGCUGAACCAAUAUCUGUACGGCAGUACCCUAUGACCAAGGAAGCAAAAGAUGGGAUUCGGCCCCACAUUAAGAGACUGUUGGACUUGGGAAUAUUAAAGCCUUGCCAAUCCCCCUGGAACACACCCUUACUGCCGGUACGGAAACCAGGCACCAAUGACUUCCGACCCGUGCAGGACUUACGCGAGGUGAAUCGUCGGGUUGAAGAUAUUCACCCGACAGUGCCAAAUCCGUACAACUUGCUAAGUACCUUGCCCCCAUCGUGCACUUGGUAUACGGUGUUAGAUUUGAAAGAUGCUUUCUUUUGUCUGAGGUUGAGCCCCCAGAGCCAACCCUUGUUUGCCUUCGAGUGGAAGGACCCGGAGACUGGAUUUUCAGGACAAUUGACUUGGACAAGACUUCCUCAAGGAUUUAAGAAUUCGCCCACACUAUUUGAUGAGGCCCUACAUCAUGACUUGGCAAGCUUUAGGGUGUUGGCCGAGGUCCAUGGGACCCGCGAGGACUUAACAGACCAGCCCCUGCCGGAUGCGGAACACACUUGGUAUACGGACGGCAGCAGCUUCCUCCAUCAAGGUGAGAGGAGAGCGGGGGCGGCGGUAGUCGACGGGAAGGCCGUUGUCUGGGCUUCAGCCUUGCCACCAGGCACUUCAGCACAGAAAGCUGAGUUGGUAGCGCUAACUCAGGCCCUAAAACAGACAAAAGGGAAGAGGGUGAACAUUUAUACGGACAGUCGGUACGCCUUUGCCACUGCACAUGUGCAUGGUGAAAUAUAUAAAAGAAGGGGAUUGCUGACUUCAGGAGGCAGAGAAAUCAAAAAUAAGCAGGAGAUCCUAGACCUCCUACAGGCCCUCUUCCUGCCAAAGAAGGUGAGCAUCAUGCAUUGCCCAGGCCACCAGAAAGGAGAGGACCCAGUGGCACAGGGUAACCGGAUGGCGGAUGAGGUGGCCAGGACCAGUGCCCUAAGUAGUAGCGUGUUGACCAUCGACGCUCAGGAUUCCCCUAGCCAGGAACAGGGAUGGACUUAUACAGAACAGGAUGUGGCUGCCAUACAAAAGCUAGGGGGAACAUAUGACGAAAAAAUUAGAGUUGGAAAAUACAGGACAAGACUGUGUUACCCAGAAGAGAAACUAGGAGGCUAGUGCAGGAUCUACAUAGAUGGACACAUUUGGGAUAUAAGAAACUAAAAGCCUUGCUGGACAGGGAGGAGACUUCUCAUUUUUUAUUGGGACUGGAUACAGUGGUAAAACAAACUAUAGAGGCCUGCAUCCCAUGCGCCAAGGUAAAUCCCAGAUGUUCUAAAAUACCUGAAGGAGUGCGGAUACGGGGAGCUAGGCCUGGAGUCAAUUGGAAAAUAGACUUCACCGAGGUCCGCCCAAGCAAAUAUGGAAUCAAGUACCUUCUAGUGUUCAUAGACACCUUUUCCGGUUGGCCUGAAGCAUUCCCAGUGAAGAAAGAGACGGCACAAGUCGUGGUUAAGAAGCUAUUAGAAGAAAUCUUCCCCCGGUUCGGCCUACCUAAGGUAUUGGGGUCGGACAACGGGCCCGCCUUCGUCUCCCGGGUAAGUCAGUUGGUGGCCAAGGUGCUGGGGAUUGAUUGGAAAUUGCAUUGUGCGUACAGACCCCAGAGCUCAGGCCAGGUAGAACGUAUGAACAGGACAAUUAAAGAGACCUUGACUAAAUUAAUAGUGGAGACUGGCACUAGAGACUGGGUCGAAUUGCUGCCAAUGGCUUUGUUUAGGGCCCGUAACACACCUUCUGUAUAUGGACUAACACCUUAUGAAAUAUUGUAUGGAGGCCCCCCACCUGCGGCAGAUUUGUUAGGACCCAGUAUUGACUCUUUUGCAACAUCCCCUACCUUGCAGACUCGCUUCCGUGCCUUGCAGCUGGUUCACAAGCACAUAGGGAAGCAGCUGGCUGCCGCAUAUCGGUCCAAGUGCCCCGUGCUCCCACACUCGUUCCAGAUUGGGGACGCCGUCUACGUCCGCAGGCACCAGACCAGGACUCUUGAGCCGCGCUGGAAAGGACCUUACACGGUACUGCUGACCACACCAACGGCGAUAAAGGUGGACGGGAUCGCCACUUGGAUUCACGUGUCGCAUGUCAAGAAGGCGGUAACCGAACAGAGUCAAGGGACCGACAGCCCUGCCGACGAGCCGGCGGCGCAAUGGAGACUGCAACGCACUCAAAACCCCCUCAAGAUAAGACUCUUAAAAUCUGUCUAGCCUUACUGUGCGUGACCCUGUUACCUUGUAAUUUGGCUCACAACCCACACAUGCCUCAGAACCUGACAUGGCGGGUACUAUCAGCCACAGGGGUGGAGGCAUGGAGCACGAGCACCUUAGCCCCGCUUGGCUCCUGGUGGCCUUCCCUGCACCCUGAUGUAUGCCAACUAGCUGUUGGGUUAGACACCUGGGACAUCCCCGAUUUUGAGAGUAUGAGAAGGGAAAGGGGGAUCAGGAAAUCAAAAUAGAGGGUUGGACCCCGGACCGUUGCCACAGAAUUGGGGGUUCCCGAGGGGGUGCCGAGAUGCUCACAGGCGAUGCAACCUACGGCAAACGGAGUUCUAUGUGUGCCCUAAGGAUGGUAGGACCCCGCGGCUUAGGGUCCAGUGUGGUGGGCCGGAAUCCCUGUACUGUAAAGCCUGGGGAUGUGAAACCACGGGGGCUGCGUAUUGGAAGCCCUCUUCCAGUUGGGAUUGGAUUACAGUACACCGCAACUACACCCUAAACAAACGGGAGUCCUGUACGCCCAGUAACAGUGGAGAGUGUAAGGAAAAAGGUAAAUGCAACCCCCUUAAUAUCACCUUUAUGACCAAGGGUCGUGCUCAGGACACGGUCACUGAAUGGCUAAAGGGCAGGACCUGGGGAUUGAGGUACUGUUAGUGGGUAUGAUUUCGGACUCUGGUUCACCAUAAAACUUCAAGCCAAACCGGCAAGCCCAGUCAGCGUAGGUCCAAACCAGAGACUACAGCCAGUUUUUAGACCAGUAGCCAAGUUACCAGUUAUGGCUUCCCCUACCGGGGCACCUCAAGAAAAUGAGCCGAUAGAGCCGAUAUGGAAAGACCGGGGUGGCCUAAUUUUAAUAAAAUAUUUGACCUAGUGUCAGGGGCGUUCCACGCUCUAAACAGUACCAACCCCAAUUUAACUAAGUCUUGCUGGUUAUGCAUGGCCACCAGCCCCCCUUAUUAUGAAGGGUUUGCCACGAAUGCCACCUAUAACUGGUCCAGCUCCCAUAACCCUCCUCAAAAGUGCCUCCUUAAACCCACCUUAACCUUGUCCGAGGUCUCAGGAAACGGCACUGGUGCUUGUGUAGGAAACCCACCUAAUUCCCAUCGGCACCUUUGUGCCACAACAAAUGGAACCAAACUCGGCCCAAACCAAUACUUAGUACUGCCUGACGGGUUGUGGUGGGCAUGUGCUCAGGGACUCACCCCUUGUGUAUCAACCCAUGUUCUAAGCCAGACCAACGAUUUCUGUGUCGCGGUUCGGGUGCUCCCUAAGGUGAGAUACCACCCCCCUGGAGAAAUAGAAGACCACCUAGACCCUACCCUGACUCGGCAUCGCUGGGAGGUGGCUCUACAAAAUAGGAGAGGCUUAGACCUGUUGUUCAUGAAGGAAGGGGGCUUGUGUGCAGCUUUAGGGGAAGAGUGCUGCUUUUACGUUGACCAUUAAGGAGUAGUUAAGGACACCAUGAGAAAACUAGAGGAAAGGCUCAACCAGAGGAGAAGGGAACGGGACGCAGCCCAAGGAUGGUUUGAAGGAUGGUACAACAAGUCCCCGUGGCUGACUACUUUACUCUCCACUAUUGCAGGCCCCUUAAUCAUACUUCUGAUAAUCCUGACUUUUGGGCCCUGCAUUCUCAACAGGCUCCUGCAAUUCAUCCGAGAUAGAUUGUCCUUUACUCAAGCCCUAAUUUUAACCCAACAGUACCAGAGCCUAAAGACAGAAGAUUCGACAGAGACAGGUUAUAAAACUACGAGUGUCCCCUAAAAUUUUAAGAUUAAAAUUGGCCAAAAACAAGAGGAGGGAAUGAAAAAACGAAGUUGAGACAAAAUGGAGGAACUGGGAUUAACAGGACUCAAGGCUAACCGCAUUUUUCUUGCUUCUGUAUGAGUUGGCUAAGCUUGCAAAAUAUGUGAUAUCUUUAGAGAACAGGGGAGAACAGAAUUUCCCCAACCCAUAUCCUGUUAUGACAUACCAAGGUCUUACUGCCACCCCCGCCCUGCUUGCUUAAGCUGAUAAGAAGAAACUGCCCGCGCUACCCCCAUCCCAAACCCUUACCCAGUAACCAUUAACAUAUCCAAUAGAACUUUAACACGACUAGAUAUGCUAAUGCUGUGGUUUUGAGCUUUAAAUAUCCAGUAAAGCUGAUGUUCGGGGCCGUUCUCUCUCUCUGCACCUCACUAGAGGGUGCUACUGAGACGGCCUAUUUGCAAAUGAAAUAAACUUUCCUCU